Messenger RNA from Impatiens glandulifera, 1158 nucleotides. Its product is annotated as zinc finger MYM-type protein 1-like. The transcript has a single exon. NCBI's taxonomy places the organism in Eukaryota, Viridiplantae, Streptophyta, Magnoliopsida, Ericales, Balsaminaceae. The record is from RefSeq and is a predicted model, not a curated record. The coding region runs from base 1 to 1158 and encodes 385 amino acids.
AUGGAUAAUGAAAGGAGUAAAAAAAGAAAGACAUUAUUGUCGUUUUUCAAACAUAAAGAAAAUUCAUCUACAUCUACGGUUAACGAGGUAAAUCUUCAAUCUUAUACAUCUAAUAUAGAAGAAGAACAACCUGUUUUAAAUUUUCCAAGGGUUGAAAUUGAUCUUAAUAAUCUUGAACGAAAUCCCGCAAUUUGGAUUCCUAUAUGGCAACAUCCAAUAAAUAAACAAGAUGAAAUUAGGCGGUCUUAUAUUAGAAUGGGUCCGUAUCAACCUAAGUUAGAUGAGUAUCCAAGAACUAAGUUUGGAUCACAAACUCAGUAUCGUAGAUUUCAAUACUCGUGGUUUGAAAAGUUUCCUUGGUUAGAGUAUUCUUCAUCAAAGGAUUUAAUAUUUUGUUUUCCUUGUUUUCUUUUCCAAGAGAAAUCACAUAUUAAUCCUUCAUUCACUAUUGAUGGAUUUAAUAACUGGAAAAGAGUUAACGAUGGAGUUAAAUGUCCACUUUUAAUUCACGUGGGAGGUCCUACUUCCUCACAUAGUAAUUCAGUGAAAUGUGUUGAAGAUUUGAUGAAAGUAAGUGGACAUAUUGACAACAUAUUGAAUGCCCAAAGUUUAGAUGAAGUUCAGAAAAAUCGAUUACGACUUAAGACAACAAUUGAGAGUAUUCAAUGGCUUAGUUUACAAGCUUGUGCAUUUAGAGGUCAUGAUGAAUCUUCAUCUUCUAAAAAUUGUGGUAAUUUUAUAGAGAUGAUAAAACUUAUGGGUCGAUUGAAUGUUAAUAUUGGUGAUAUAGUAUUAGAAAAAGCUCCAAGAAAUGCAACAUAUACUUCACCAACUAUUCAGAAAGAAAUUUUGCAUAUUUUUGCAAAUAAAGUAAAGAAAAAAGAGCCGAUGUCAAUUAUUUUGAGAUUUGUUGAUUGUUUGGGUAUUUUACGAGAGCGUUUCUUUGAUAUUGUUAAUGUUCCAAAUACUACUGCUUCAACAUUAAAGAAGAGCAUAUCAGAUGUUCUUUCUCGACAUAAUUUGAAUGUCACCAAUAUGAGAGGGCAAGGAUACGACGGUGCUAGUAACAUGUCUGGUGCUUGGAAUGGACUUCAAGCUCUAUUUCUUCGAAAGUGUCCAUAUGCAUAUUAUAUACAUUGCUUUGCUCAUAUGUUGUAA